CACAUGUGAGAAAAUCUCACAAUGAUAUUUAUCCAUACAUCAAAAGUUGUCUGAGGAAUGUGGAAAUGAAUCCAGACGUACCCUUGGACGGACAUUUAGUGUUUUCUGAUUCGUUACUCAAAAUUUUCUAUCGCCGAAGACAGUACUAUGCCACAGUCCGUGCCAUUGCGACGAUGCGACAAGGAGUCCUUCGGAACGUUCCUAUCAAUCAGCUUGUCUCGCUGGCCUUCCUUUCAUCGCCAAAAGACUUGAGGUUGUUUGGAACAGACAACCCUACCCUAGCUUCACUCGUCUUUCAGAAAUAUAUAUCCGAUGGAACAAAUGACCUAUUUCACGAUUGGCAACUGUUUUGUAAGUUGCUGGAUGAUCCUGUGCAACGGUCCGAGUGUCUAGUUGAGGGUGCCAUUCACUUUGCCUUGGAAGUUAUCCCUAAGGGAUGGCACCAUAUAUGGAGGAUCCGCGGUUCCGAGCUCUUGUACCUGUUACAAGGCCACCGACAUUCAUCCGCCGACGAUGAUGAUACCCAGUCCACCUCUCACUUGACUUCGUUGAACGCGGGUAGUCCUUUUGUCGCGGAGACGCCAGAAGCAUCUCUAUUGAGAGACGUCUUGGGUGGCUUUUUGCAAGUUGCAAUGAGAACGAGUGAAAAGAGAAGAAAGGAAGAGAACAAACGAUUUACCAGCGCUGUGCGCCUUCACUUCCCAUUGAACAGUGGUGAAGACAUGAAAUUGGAAAUAUUCAUCAACUCUUCCGCAGGACACGCCAUUGUUCAAGCGGUUGGAGAUGAUGACUUGAUGAAGGAUAUGCUAGGCAAAUACCUGGCAGAUGCUAUGGAAGAUAGUCUUUGGAUACGGGGGGACCAAGCCAUAGGAGCAACGCGAACACACGAAGCAUUGGCUGUGAUCCCCACUGAAACGAAGGACUGUCGACUGCUUAUAUUGCUCCCCUUCUUGAAAGGCAGAGAGUUGUUCGAGCGCCUCUUUACUGUUUGACCAGUUUAAAAUCCAUGUCCAUGAUGAGAACACCAUUUUCGCUUGGAAGAA
This is a messenger RNA of Exophiala mesophila, 1043 nucleotides long. RefSeq lists its product as uncharacterized. Lineage: Eukaryota; Fungi; Ascomycota; Eurotiomycetes; Chaetothyriales; Herpotrichiellaceae. The record is from RefSeq and is a predicted model, not a curated record. Bases 66 to 992 code for a protein of 308 amino acids. The transcript has 2 exons.